CGCCGUGUUCAAACCUCCCGCACCCCGGGCCCCUCCGCGCCCGCCCCGCAGCUUCCCCUAACCCCCGCAGCCGAGUCAGGCACCCCCCACCCCCUCCUUAGCCGACAGACGCCGAGGCCCCGCGGAGAGAAGGCAAGGCGGCGGGCGCCGCGUCGGCGCUGAGGAGGGGCCGGAGCGGGUUGGAGAGGAAAAAAGCAUAUCUUCUGUACAUAGAGAAAACAGAUUGUACAGACCUGAAUAUUAUCCCCAGGAUCUGAAGACGCAAAAUUGCUCUUCAGGCUUAUUUUGGAUUUUUCUGAGAAGACUCUGUGAAAUUAUGUGAAUAGAGACUAUUUUUCAAAGCCAUGGGGGAAAGAGAAAGAAGUCCAGCUACUGAUCGAGAAAGUAAGACAAGCAGACACGAUUACUGUUCAUCUGAAUUUGGAACUACUCCCCAGUCUUCUGGCCGGUCGUCGCUGGUGCAUCCCUCCCCACCUGCAAGUGUUAAGGGAAAACAUCCUAAGAAACAAAUUUCAGAGAGCCAAGUGCAUCAUCACGCCCUUAGGAAACCAAGCCCUAAGGGUUCACCAAACAGAAAGGGAGUCCAAGCAGGAUUUCGCUCCCAGAGCCUCAAUAGGGAGCCCCUUCGGAAAGAUCCUGAUCUUGUUACAAAACGGGUUCUUUAUGCAAGACUGCUAAAAAUCAAUGAAUUGCAGAACGAAGUAACUGAACUCCAGGUCAAGUUAGCCGAGCUGCUAAAAGAAAAUAAGGCUUUGAAAAGGCUUCAGUACAGGCAGGAGAAAGCCCUGAAUAAGUUUGAAGACACAGAAAAUGAAAUCUCUCAACUUAUUGCUCGUCAUAACAAUGAGAUUACAGCACUCAAAGACCGCUUAAGAAAAUCUCAAGAGAAAGAACGGGCAGCUGAAAAAAGGGUGAAAGAGACAGAAGGUGAACUGCUUAGGACAAAAGUUUCCUUACAGAAACUGAAAAAGAUCUCUGAAGCUAAACACCUACCUGAACGAGAUGAUUUAGCAAAGAAACUCUCUUCUGCAGAGUUAAAAUUAGAUGACACUGAGAGAAGAAUUAAGCAACUAUCAAGAAACCUUGAGCUAAGUAGUAACAGUUUCCAACGACAGUUGCUUGCUGAAAGGAAAAGGGCAUGUGAGGCUCAUGAUGAAAAUAAACUUCUUCAAAAAGAACUACAAGGACUAUAUGACAAAUUAAAGGAAAAGGAGAGAGAACUGGACAUAAAAAACAUAUAUUCUAAUCAUCUGCCAAAGACUUCUCCAAAGAAAGAAAAAGAAUUUACAUCAAGAAAAAAUGCUGCAUGCCAGAGUGAUUUUACAAACCAGUGUACAAAAGGAGUACAAACCAGUGAAGACUUCAAGCUGGAGGAAUAUCCUAUAACACCACAGACAGUUAUGUGUUAUGAAAACAAAAGGGAAGAACCCGAACGUCUUUCUUUGGAUCUGGAAUCACAAGAGAGAGAUAAUUUUGGAGAAGCUGGGAUCCUAAACCCAACUGUGGAAAGAGAAGACAAAUUUGCUAAAGAUCAAGGACUCCGUGUUGUGAAACAGGAUGUUGAGAAGCUGGAGAAUGGGUGGGAAAGAGAAGAACUUUCUAAAAAGCCAAAGGAAAAGACAUCUUUGUUGGAGAGACAAGGAAAGCCAGUGUUGGAAACUGGAAGAUACCAAGUGGAAAUGUACCAAGUUCAGAAAAUUGAUAAACUGGAAGAAGAGGAAGAAGAAAGGCUAAAGAGAGAAAUACUACUUGCUAAACUGAAUGAAAUCAACAGAGAACAAGACUCUCAGAAUGUAAAAUAUCCUUCUCUGCCAUUGCUUCCUGACUUGAAGCCAAAACUGCAUUCCCCAAAGAGAAACCCCAGAACACACAUGUCCUCCGGAUCCUCAGAGAGAUUAUUUAACGGGCAUCAUUUGCAAGACCUCAGUCUUUCAACAACGAAAGGAGAUGGUCAGAAUCCAGGCCACACUCGAAGCCCAGCCUCUCCAGAUGAGCUUGUGUUUGGUAGCUAUGUGCCUUCGUUUGCAAAAACAUCAGCGAGGUCAAAUCCAGUUAGCCAAAAAAGUGACCUUUUGGAUUUCUCAGGAAAUAAUACAGAGAAAUUUAGUAAAGACAGUAUAGAUUCAAUUACCAGACAAAAAAGAAAAGCCACCCUGAUGGAACAGCUGUUUGGUACCAGUGGUAGCAGCAGCCUUUCCUCUAAAAGCAGUGACCCAAAUUCUCUGGCUGCCACUAAAGAAGACUGUGACCCUCUAAAUUUUCUCCCUGGGGAUAAAAACAGCCGGGGUAGGGAACAUAGUGAUGAUGAUGACUUUUUCCUCAGCGAAGGAAGAAGUUUUAAUCCUAGUAGACACCGAUUAAGACAUGCAAACAGUAAACCAACAGUAAAAGUAGUUGAUUCUGCAGAAGAUGAAAUUGAAGAAGUAGUGCUGAGAUGACUGACUAGAAUGUUUUUUUCCAAUUGUAAUUAUUAGGAUAUUUUAAUACAGUAUUUAUUAUGAACAUUUAGGCUUUCUAAUAUUAAAAAGUCCUCAUUAGGGAUAAUUUUUAGUAUAUAAAUACAGUGAAAAGUAGCCGAUACCACUAGUAGCUACACACAUGUAGCUAGUUUGCCAAUAAGGAAGGAGGCUCUUUUGAAUGAAACCAGAAAUAGAGAUGUAUCUUACUUUCUUUGUCCAAAUAGAGAUGUAUCUCACUUCCUUUUUGCAAAUAGGUUUUACCUCUUGAAUCAACUCUAUGAGGAGUUUUACUCCAUUGGCAUACACAUUCAUGUUCUGUUUUAUUCCUAUUAUUAUUGAUCCUAUCCUCACCGAGCUAAGUACAGUUUUCCCGCUGAUGGUUGUGUGGAAAUGGAGAGAUGCUGUAGGGAGCUGGUGCUACUAGGAACCUCUCCACUGUGACUAAGAGUGAAGGGGGUCCCUUUCUUAUACGCCAAGACUGACCUACUCUUAAGUGGAAACAGUGACAACGUGGGAAUUUCCCAUUCUUCUGGAGGUAACCACAGUUAAAUGGUACUCAUUUCGCAGUGACAGAGUCUCAUACCACUUACCUACAGCUGUGCUAACUCAUUAGGCUGAAUUCAGAAGACGUCUUUCUGUUGGCACGAACGACGCCCUCCCUGUUCUGGCUUCCAGAGGCUCUGGUGCAGUGUAAUCGGUAAUUCCUCUCCUUGAACUCCUAAUGCUGUCUGUAUCUCAGUGACUGGUUGUGAGAGGUCAUACCAAAUGCACAGAAUGGAAGAAAUUUCACUCCACUGGAGCAAGAUUUGCAACUCAAUUAUGAUUCCAGAGUAACAUAACUUGGAAAUUUUAAUAUGUACUUUAAGAUUUGAACUUACUGUCAAACCAAAGAGACAAUGAUCAUGUGAUACUUUCAACAGAAACAUCUUCCACCCUACUCAGCAAAGGGAGGAGCUCCAUCUGUAAAGCACUUUUCACCAAGGCUGCUUUAAAACUAGUCCUCUUAAGUCCAGUGGUAUCACAUGAUCAUUGUCUGCAGCUGCAGAGGGGUCAGGGACCUUGGAUUAUGCUGGGCAUGAUUGGUCUCUAAGAAGCAGAAAUAUACCAGCGGCCUAGGAGAAAGCGCAGUGCAAAUGAAGAGUGGUGGGAACAAGUGUAUCAGGGCAAGAAUAAGUGGUGAUUGGCACUUGUUCUAAAAUGAACUGUUGUUUUCUAGAAUUUGCUACAUAUUUGUUCAUAGUAGGAUUUCUGAUGCCAGGCAUACACACUGAUCAGGGGAUUAGAGUUACUAUCUUGAGUUCUUAUAAAUGCUUAUUAUUGAAUAUAAUUUCAUAAUUAUCUGACAAGACUUACUGGUUAGGUCUCUAAUUACAAGAUGUACUACCUACAUCUUCUAAAUUGUGUUCCUGUUACUUACUAGGAACCGAAUCUCUCAAAAGUGCUAAACUAUAUCAAAUUUUUUUAUAAAGAGAUUUUUAGGUUGAUAUAAAUAAGCAUUUACUACAUUAUAAAUCAUUCUAAUAUAUGUAAACCACAAUAUUUUUGUAAUGCAGGUCUUGAUAAAAUAUUAUGUAAUGUUAAUGUUUUUCAUAGCUGCUAAUUUUUCAGCCAAAAGUAUUCUCAUUUUUAGGCUGUUUUUGUAUUAAAGGCUUUUUUCUUUGAAAAGUCCUUUAGUAAAGUUUUAAAUUCAGGUCAUUUUAAUUAGUCUCUUUUUUCUACUUGAUGUUUUCCAGUCUUUUUAACUAGAUGUAAUAAGGCAGAAUUGUUAAAAUUAAAUCUAAAAUUAAGUUAUAGACUUGAAGCAUUAUGGAGUUAAGCAUUAAAAUUGGAGAUUAAAGUGUACAGAACGAGUUUUUCUUUAUGAACAAACCUUAAUGGAUAACUUUUUUUUCUAAAUGUCAAGUUAAAUUUAUUUGUACUCCAAACUAUUGCUAAUAAAAAUUUAAAAUAU
Dama dama (fallow deer) is the source of this 4410-nucleotide messenger RNA. It is a transcript of the gene LCA5, whose product is annotated as lebercilin LCA5. Gene Ontology annotation, cellular component: axoneme. NCBI's taxonomy places the organism in Eukaryota, Metazoa, Chordata, Mammalia, Artiodactyla, Cervidae. The transcript has 8 exons. Gene Ontology annotation, biological process: intraciliary transport. The record is from RefSeq and is a predicted model, not a curated record. Bases 345 to 2438 code for a protein of 697 amino acids.